AUGCCAACCCUCCCCUCCGAAGAGAAUCACUCAGAGCCGCGAGGCAGUUUGACGGACAAAGUGGCCAAAGAAUCCAGCGACUCAACCGCCUCGGACCAUCCCAUCCACGACAAGGCGCAGGCUCAUCAUCACCAAGGCAAGGGACCCCAGAUCAGCGACAAUAUCCCUACCACGGCCGAGGGCUCAAAGGAGGAACUCCAGGCUAAGGCUAAAGAGUUGAACAAGUAA
Exophiala bonariae is the source of this 228-nucleotide messenger RNA. RefSeq lists its product as uncharacterized. Bases 1 to 228 code for a protein of 75 amino acids. Lineage: Eukaryota; Fungi; Ascomycota; Eurotiomycetes; Chaetothyriales; Herpotrichiellaceae. The transcript has 2 exons. The record is from RefSeq and is a predicted model, not a curated record.